AUGAUUGUGCCCGAGGGUAUAUUCAUCGGGAGUAACAGACAGACCCAGGUUAGUGAUUACUCUUCCAAGCACGAAAUUCUGGCUUUUGGAGCUGGAAAAACCGUUGCUCUUUGGAAACCUUUGGAUUCAAGCAAUCAUGGCGUCCACAGGACACUGAAGGGCCACAAUGCAGAGGUCACUUGUGUCAGAUUUGUUCCCUCUACAAACUUGUUGAUUUCUGCGUCCGAGGAUUUUCAAAUAAAGAUCUGGCAGCUGUGCAUUAGCACUCAGGACAACGUCAGCAUCACUUUCAAGUGCAUCCAGACAUUGGACCACCAUAAACACACAAUCACUGCCAUUUCAGUGCUAGAGAGCAUGUUUGUUGUGGGCUGUGCCGACGGCUCUGUUUCAAUAUGGAGUCUGGUCGAUGAACAGGCCCAAUUGAUGCAUGCUUUCGAGCCCAAAAAAAACACAUUUCCGUUGUGUUUGGCUUUGAAAGAAGUCCACGAAAACAAGAUCAUGCUGGCAAUUGGUGGGACAAAUCCAAAUGUCUUUGUUUUCUCGUUUGUGUGGGAUAAAACAACGCUAGAAUUAUCUGCCUUCCAACAGGCAGCUGUCUUGGAAGGCCAUGAAGACUGGAUCAAAGCCAUGGAUUUUCACCAGGAAUCUCCAGGCAAUCUUAUUUUGGCUACAGGCUCUCAAGAUCGCUAUAUCAGGCUGUGGAGGAUACGAGUCAACGAACUAAUUGACAACACAGACGAGGACGAACACCAACUAAAACUUCUAAGCAACAAACAGAGCAAGUUCUCGAUUGGCUCGGAUUUUAGAGUUGCCAUCAGCUUCGAGGCCUUGAUAAUUGGCCACGAUGACUGGAUUUCAAGUUUGCAGUGGCAUCAAGAUGAACUUCGUCUUCUAGCAUCAACCGCAGACACAGCAGUUAUGGUUUGGGAACCAGAUGAAGACUCUGGAGUCUGGGUUUGUACUUCCAGGUUGGGUGAACUAUCGUCCAAGGGUGCGUCAACUGCGACUGGCUCCGCAGGGGGCUUUUGGUCUUGCAACUGGCUAAUCAAAGAUGGUAGAGACCGUGUCUUGACCAAUGGUAAGACCGGGUCAUGGAGAAUGUGGGAAUCCGGCGAAUCAGGCAUAUGGGAUCAACAUUUGGCUCCCACUGGACCUGUGAAAUCAGUCACAGAUGUUGCCUGGGCUCCUAACGGUCGUUACCUGUUGCUAACAUCUCUCGAUCAGACAACAAGACUGGUUUCGAAAUGCACUGCUAAACAAGCAAAAAGUUCAGGCUCUUGGUUUGAGUUUUCAAGGCCGCAGAUCCAUGGAUAUGAUAUGAUGUGUGUGGAACCGCUUUCAAACAGCCGCUUUGUGAGUGGUGCUGAUGAAAAGAUCUUGAGAUCGUUCGAGGAACCUAAAGGUGUUGCUCAAAUUUUGCAAAGAUUCUCUGGCAUCCAAGUUGAAAACGAAAGCAGCAUGCCAGAAUCAGCAUCAUUGCCAGCUCUCGGUUUAUCGAGUAAGGCUACUGCGGAUGCUGACUUUGAUGAAGGAGAUGACCCAGACGUGAGGGAGUCUAGCGAAACGAAAAACAUUUCCUUUGACCUCAUCGUAUCUUCAACAGAGCCACCGAUUGAGGAUCAACUGCAAAGGCAUACCUUAUGGCCCGAGAUCGAAAAACUUUACGGACACGGUUACGAGAUGUCUAGUCUGGAUGUAAGCUCAGAUUCAAGAAUAAUAGCCUCCGCUUGUAAGUCCAAUACUACACAACACGCUGUGAUUCGGUUUUUCGAUGUCGAAACAUGGUUGCAACUGAAGCCAGCAGAGCUCUUUCACAAUUUGACUAUUACCAGACUGCGAUUCUCGAAGAACAAUACACAUUUGCUGAGUGUUAGCCGUGACAGACAAUGGGCCGUUUGGGAAAGGAAUCUGGCUACAAAUGAAUUCAGUUUGGUCUAUAAAAAUGAAAAGGCGCACACAAGGAUCAUUUGGGACUGUGAAUGGGCACCAGUGGAGUUUGGUGAGCUUUUCGUCACAGCUUCAAGAGAUAAAAGUGUCAAAGCCUGGCGCUUCUCACCUGAUGUGAAAGACUACGUUCAGAUAUCUUCAAUCAAGUUUUCUGAGCCCGUAACGGCCCUUGCGAUAUACCCUGAGCUCGUUGGCGGUAAGCUUCUGUUGGCUAUAGGGUUGGAAAAUGGUUCGAUUCAUCUAUAUGUUUACAGCGAAGAAUUCAGCAAAAUCGUCGAACUCGAUGAUGAAAUCACGGCUGCUGAUAGAAUCAACAGGUUAAGGUGGUCUUCUUUCCACGGUGACGGUUUGUGCACCUUAGCAGCAGCCAGUGCAGAUCAUUCGGCUCGUGUCUAUUCUGUUAAGCUAGAGUUGAUAGAGGAAACGUUUGAGCAGUAA
Molecule: messenger RNA, 2385 nt
Organism: Lachancea meyersii CBS 8951
Lineage: Eukaryota; Fungi; Ascomycota; Saccharomycetes; Saccharomycetales; Saccharomycetaceae
Source: the annotation of a GenBank genome assembly